AGCCGGCUGAGUAGCUGCUGCAGUGCCCUCAGGUGACUCCCGUGCCUUAAACCCCACUGUCUUGAAAAUCAAGCAGUUAAUUGCCUAGCAGGGAUUAAGGUAGUUGUGAGAGUUGUUUGUCUGGUUGAGAGGUUUUAGCUCCGAGCUGGAAUUUUUGACUCAGAAGUAAAAACUCUGGAUUCUUUGUCUCUUUUUAUCAAGUUUCUGGAUAAAUGGCUGGACUGAAGAGUUUUGCAGGUUUUGACAGAGCUCAACAGAGUAAUUAUUACUGGUACUGCCAAAGAGUGAACCCUAAGUUCCAGUUCUACCAGAGGGACCCCUUUGGCAGCGGGUAUGAGCAGCAGCACAGCUGUCGUCUUCCUGGCUGUGGCCGUGGUCCCUCAGUGGAUGGAAAUGAGCACACUUGGUCUGCGCAUGGGCCCUCUGGACUCCCAGCUGGAACUCCCAUUGCACCCGAGGAAACCACAGCUUUGGCGGGAAACCAAGAUGAAAACCUACUAGAAGAUCCCAAUCUUCAUUUGAAUAUUGAGGAACUGAACAAAGAAUUUAUGCUGAAAAGUGAAGAACUUUAUGAUUCUCUCAUGAAUUGCCACUGGCCCUCUGGAUACAGUUUACUCUAAAAUCCCAGAUGAGACCCUACAGAAACCAGAUGUUCAUUAAGCUACCCAAUUAUUAUAUUAACUAUAUCCUGUUCUGUUUUUGUUUUUCAAAAAAUAAAAUUCUCCCAGAAAUAUACUGGGUUCUGUAUGUAAAUACAAAUUCCAAGGACUCAAAUAUGAUUGAAAUGAUAAAACAUAAUGUAAAUAAACUUUACCACCAUGUCCAA
This is a messenger RNA of Myotis davidii, 826 nucleotides long. It is a transcript of the gene CUNH6orf52, whose product is annotated as chromosome unknown open reading frame, human C6orf52. Gene Ontology annotation, molecular function: tRNA binding. Gene Ontology annotation, biological process: selenocysteine incorporation. NCBI's taxonomy places the organism in Eukaryota, Metazoa, Chordata, Mammalia, Chiroptera, Vespertilionidae. The record is from RefSeq and is a predicted model, not a curated record. Gene Ontology annotation, cellular component: nucleus.